Messenger RNA from Dicentrarchus labrax (European seabass), 2978 nucleotides. RefSeq lists its product as uncharacterized. The coding region runs from base 1499 to 2140 and encodes 213 amino acids. The record is from RefSeq and is a predicted model, not a curated record. The transcript is spliced from 3 exons. Lineage: Eukaryota; Metazoa; Chordata; Actinopteri; Moronidae.
GAAAAAUAAAAUAAAAAUUAAAAAUUAAAUAAUAAUAAUAAUAAUAAUGAUAAAAAUAUCAGUAUGUCAAUAUUUGUGUGUUUGCAAUAUGGAAUGCACCCAGUAAUAUGUGUAAAAUAUGAUAGAAAAUCAUAUUUUACAACCUUUCCUCUGCCUGUCUGAACGCCUCAUCAGCUCUGGGGCGAUAGAGAAAGCGCCCCCAGGAGGCGGGUCUAUGUAGCAGUUAAGCCAAUUGCUAAUUUAAGAUAUGAAUGUAUGACAUUAAAUUCAGCCAAUCAGCGUCCUUAAAUCGAAUUCACGAAGGGCGAUUAUUUUAUCGCCCCAAGCUCGCCUCUGAUAAAAUAAGGACCGGGCGCUAGGGGCGCCAUUUUUACUAGACGACAAUGGCGAGCGCGAACGUUAGUCCUCCAAGCCCAAGACCCAACCCUAACUCGGUGGAAUCUCUCCUCCAAGAUCCAUUUGAGAGGAGAACUUUGUCGGAGAAAGUUCGGGUGAAAGAGCUGGGCCCAGAUCAACCUGACCUUUCAAUUAGACAGCAGGCUAGCGAGAAAGGGAAGCAAUAUAUGCGCGGCUUCUCCCGUAGCUGGUACACCAGGAAGGCUUGGCUAGCUGGGUGCACUCAUGCUAAUGCUUUAUUUUGCUUUCUGUGCUUGCUUUUUAAAACGACGGGGACAGAUCCAGCAUGGACAGUUACCGGAGUGAGAGAUAUGAAGCACCUGUCAGAGAAGGUAAAGAAACACGAGAACACCAGGGCACACAUGGAUAACGCUGUAAAGCUAGCCAUAUUAGGAAGGGUGAACAUCGCUACGCAGCUGGAUGACGGCCACAGGAUUGUGGUGAGGAAACACAAUGAGGAGGUGGAUAAAAACAGGCACAUUUUAUCCAAAAUUAUAGAUUGUGUGAAGUUUUGUGGGGCUUUUGAGUUGGCCUUGCGUGGGCAUGACGAGACUAACUCGGACUCCUCGGUAAACCCCGGCAUUUUCCGGGGCUUGGUGGAUUUUGUUGCCUCCCUUGACAGUGUGCUGGAGGAGCACCUGAAGACAGCUACCGUUUUUAAGGGCACGUCAAAGACGAUACAGAACGAGCUGUUGGACUGCAUGCUGUCAGUGCUUAAGGAUUACAUCCUGGAGGAAGUAAAGAGUGCUGAUUUUAUCGCCAUUCAAGCCGACGAGACGACUGACGUUUCCACCCACUGCCAGCUGGUACUUGUGCUACGCUACAUCGAUGCUAACAGUAACAUCAAAGAGCGGUUUUUCGAGUUCAUUACCAUCCAGAACGCAACCGCCGACACCAUCGCUACAGCGCUGCUGGAGAGGCUCAGCACCAUACUCUCACAUGGACAAAAGGCCAAACUUAUUGCCCAGGCUUACGACGGAGCAAGUGUGAUGAGGGGAGCCACCGGCGGAGUGCAGCGUAAAAUAGUGGAUGUGUACGAAAAUGCACACUACGUCCACUGCUACACACAUCAGCUGAACCUCAUCAUGCAGCAGGCUACUUCAUGCAUCCCCAGGAUCGGCACUUUCUUUUCCGACCUUUCUUCUCCAGGUCUCCCAAGCGAACCACUGUGCUUGACCAAGUGGUUGCCCAUAGACUCCCCAGAGCCUCUACAACACGGUGGAACUUCCACAGUCGCGCUGUAAACACUGUGUACGAGCACAAGGAUGACCUCCUAACGUGUUUCCAGACCAUCAGAGACUCUGGGAACUUUGACCCCCCGACUGUCAGAGAGGCUGGGGGCUUUGUGAGGAUGCUUGAAGAUGAGGCUUUCUGCUUUUUCCUGGCGCUGUUCCACAAGAUCAUGCCAAAUGUGGACAUGCUUUUCAGCCAGCUGCAGAAGAGGAACAUCGACCCUGUCUUCAUUAAAGAACUUGUCCAGAGGUUCACAGACAGCAUGCUAACGAUCAGGGCCUCCAUUCCCUCUUUGUGUGGGGACAGCGCAUCUGACAAGCAGCAGCAGCCCAUAAAGCGACGGAGGAUGCUGGGACCAGGAGAACAACAGAGGCUGGCUACAGAGGUAUGUGAUACUAUCCUGAUUCAUGCCAAGGAGAGGUUCUCCUUCACCCAGCACCUCAUCAGCGCAACACUGUUGCACGGAAAGUUGUUCCCACAACAAAGUGAAGUUCCCCGAUGCAGCGCUUGAAACAACUGUGGAGGCGUACCCGAUGUUUAACAAGGCCAAGCUCAAAACCGAACUGUCCCUCAUCUAUGAGAACAGUGAGUUCAAGGCUUGUAGUGGUGCAGUGCCUCUGUACCAGUUCUUCAUGGAGAACAACCUUCAGAGCACUUUCACAGAGACUGUCAGCCUCCUCAAGAUCCUCAUCACCACACCCAUGACAACAGCUGAGUCAGAAAGGUGCUUCUCUACACUGAAGAGGAUCAAGACCUUCCUGAGAAACAGCAUGGCACAGGAUCGCCUGAAUGCUCUGGCUAUGCUCUCCAUGGAGAAGAAACUUGUCAGGGACAUUCCUGACUUUAAUAAAAGGGUCAUUGAGAGGUUUGCCACUCAGAAGGACAGACGGGCAAAAUUCCUGUACAAAUAAAAUGACACACACACACACACACACACACACACCCCGCAGCACUGACCACAUGUUUUUUUGUAUAUAGUUGACCUUAGCAUAAAGAAUCAUCCAGUUAUAUAUGGUACUCUAGAAAGUCUUAAUAGUGUGUUUGCUAAUAUUACUGUAUAUAUGUUGUUUUGUGUCAAUGAAUUGCUGCAGUUCUGGAGCACAUUAACGAUUAGUUACAUUUAGUUUGAUCAUAAAAUACUGUAUGCUAUUCUUCCAGUCAAAGGUUUGAGUUCAGCCACGUGAUAUCCAUUUCUACAUUAUACAUCCUUUAUACAGUGUAAGAUUUAUUUUAAACUUUAUAAUAAUUUCAUGUUAUUAUCCACUUUCCACAAUAGAUGUUAAGUGUAGAAAUAGUCAAUUGUUUGUUUCUUGUGUUUGUGCAAUAUGAUGUUUAUGUUUUUGUGUAAG